CAGAGUGUGAGCAGCUGGUGCUUUAAGUCAUGUUGCCUGUGUGUGUGUUUCCACGGUGAUGUCUGGCAGGCAGGCACAUGCCGAGGCCGCUAGUGGCAGCACUCAGCGGCACAGGAGCGACCUAAGCGAAGCCAGCGAGCUGGAGUUUCCCCCUAAGCUCUCACCCAUGCACCCAGAGGAGGGGGGCAUUUCCUCCACUGUCCACUUCCUGGAUGGAGCUUACAACUAUCACACCCCAGCCUCCAGUACCGAACCGGCCACCCUGGGCUUCUACCCACCGCCCUCGGACUCCCAGCUGCCAUCAGACUCCCAGCUGCCCCCGGCUGAGGGAACUCUGCAGCCCCUGGCCAGCGGGUCAGUAAGUCCUCUGGUGUUUAUGUCCUCCAGCCCUCAGAUGUCCCCCUAUCUGAACCAUCCUGGGGGUCAGCAACAGGUGCCCUAUUACCUGGAGUCUUCAGCCAGCUCUUUUUACAGGUCCGGUGUGUUAGUCAAUCAGCAGGCAGGGGUGCGAGACGAGCUUUCUGGUGCCACCAACAGGCAGGACAUGUACACUGCAGCAGGGACCUCUGGGGCAUUUGAGAUGGCGAAGGAGACACGCUACUGUGCUGUGUGCAGUGACUAUGCUUCAGGAUAUCACUACGGAGUGUGGUCCUGUGAGGGCUGCAAGGCCUUCUUCAAGAGGAGUAUACAAGGUCACAAUGACUAUGUGUGUCCAGCAACCAACCAGUGCACUAUUGACAGGAACCGCAGGAAGAGCUGCCAAGCAUGCCGUUUACGCAAAUGCUAUGAAGUGGGCAUGAUGAAAGGAGGCCUUCGUAAGGAGCGUGGGGGUCGCACUAUGAGGCGUGGUAGAAGGCGGAAUGGGCUGGAGGAGCGUGAGCGGGGCUACAGUGAGUUACCUGUCCGCUCUGAGCUGAGGACAGCCACUCUGCAGGACAGCAAGAGGAGUCGCAGUGCAGUCUGUACAAGCCCAGAGCAGGUACUGCUGCUGCUGCUGGGGGCAGAGCCACCCACACUCUGCUCCCGCCAGAAACACAGCCGGCCCUACACUGACGUCACCAUGAUGACCCUGCUGACCAGCAUGGCUGACAAGGAGCUUGUCCACAUGAUAGCCUGGGCCAAGAAAGUGCCUGGCUUCCAAGAGCUCUCUCUGCAUGACCAGGUGCAGCUGCUGGAAAGCUCCUGGCUGGAGAUUCUGAUGAUCGGGCUCAUCUGGAGGUCCAUCCACUCACCAGGCAAGCUCAUCUUUGCGCAGGACCUGAUCCUCGACAGGAAUGAAGGGGACUGUGUGGAGGGCAUGGCAGAGAUAUUCGACAUGCUCCUGGCCACUGUGUCCCACUUCCGCGCCCUCAAACUCAAGUCAGAAGAGUUUGUGUGUCUCAAAGCCAUCAUACUGCUCAACUCUGGUGCGUUCUCUUGCUGCACCACGCCUAGCAAGCCCCUGAGGGACGGCUUCAUGGUGCAGUGCAUACUGGACAACAUCACUGACGCGCUCAUACACUACAUCAGCCAAUCGGGCAUCUCAAUGCAGCUACAGUGCCGCCGGCAGGCCCAGCUCCUCCUGGUGCUCUCUCACAUCAGACACAUGAGCAACAAAGGUAUGGAGCACUUGUACAGCAUGAAGUGCAAGAACAAGGUUCCAGUGUAUGAUCUGCUGCUAGAGAUGCUGGACGCGCAUCGGCUUCACUCCUCAGGCAAGAUGUCCUGUAACUGGGCCCAAAGCGAGAGGGCCUUCCCUUCCAGUAGCCACAGCAGUGGCCUCUCCACAUGCCCUGGCGGAGCCAAAUCCGGCACGUAAUGACAGAAGCUACAGACCCUGAAUUCACAGCUCCAUGACUCCAGUUCCAUGUACUGAGAAAUUUAUGAUUAAGCUGGGGUCACGUAAGUGUGGCCUGUGAGAAAAUGACCAAUCAGGCCAAUGGCAGUAGUUUUGAGAUGUUUGCGGUCAUGCUUGGAGAUAAGGUUCUUUCAGAUGAAGAUUCUGGCUGAAGGUAGAUCUGUCCAGGUGUGCACAGGCCUUCAACCAAGUCCAGAUUAAGUUCUCUCCUCAUAACCAAGGAGACGAGUGAAGGAAACUAAAUUAUCCUUCAGAUGUCUCUUUUGACAGGGCUGUGUUGAUGUAACAUGGUCUUAAAGCAGACUGGAAUAGAACCUAGAAAAAAAAAUCAGCUGUAGAUUUCUGUAUAUGACUCAA
Pygocentrus nattereri (red-bellied piranha) is the source of this 2194-nucleotide messenger RNA. It is a transcript of the gene esr1, whose product is annotated as estrogen receptor 1. The coding region runs from base 59 to 1798 and encodes 579 amino acids. Gene Ontology annotation, cellular component: nucleus. Gene Ontology annotation, biological process: regulation of DNA-templated transcription; steroid hormone receptor signaling pathway. The record is from RefSeq and is a predicted model, not a curated record. Gene Ontology annotation, molecular function: zinc ion binding; steroid binding; DNA-binding transcription factor activity. NCBI's taxonomy places the organism in Eukaryota, Metazoa, Chordata, Actinopteri, Characiformes, Serrasalmidae. The transcript has 8 exons.